Molecule: messenger RNA, 558 nt
Organism: Rhopalosiphum maidis (corn leaf aphid)
Lineage: Eukaryota; Metazoa; Arthropoda; Insecta; Hemiptera; Aphididae
Exons: 3
Source: RefSeq, a predicted model, not a curated record
UAUGCAUUGUUAUUAUUGCUGCUACAGUCGAUUGUCUGUUAUCGGAUCGCGAUAAAAAAUAGCGAAAAAUGCCAAAAUCCGAGUCAAAACAAUACGGACGGAUUCUCCAGUGCCCCACCGUGUGGCGAAGGAAAGUUCCGCGACCCACUGGAGAUCUUGGGUGAUAAAUUUUCGGAAUCAAAAAUCAAGCAUUUGUGCAAGGCUAAUUUGCUCAUGUAUGCCGACACAAUUUCAGAUGUACAUUUCCCACCCGAUGCCGUCAAGCUUUGCGAAUGUGUGUGUGAAACCUACAGAUGCUCAAUGCGUAUUGAUCCGGAAAUAAAUGUGACAUUGAUCAACUCCAAUUGCGAUUACUCCGGUGAUACGAUUAUCAAAGAAUAUUGGGCUAACGAAACUCACGCUACAAUGUGUCCAAACCUGAGCACCGCAUGCGUGUGCUCAUAUAACGUUCGGUGCAACCGCAAGACGAGGUUAGUAAAAUAUACGUUGACACCGAACGAAAAAGGAUACCUCAGAGUGGCGGUAGCAAAUUGUGGGGAAUCCACCUGUGUCACUUGA